AUAAUGUCCCAAGGUGUUCAUGUCGCUCGUUGUGGUCGAUCGCUUUGCUUGCGAAUCUGGAACAACGGGACUACUGGUCUUAAGCUGUUUUGGCGGGGAGCUCUGACUACACCUUGCGUUUAGCGUUUAGCGUUUAGCGUUCUUACCAAUGAUGGUUGCGUUCUUUAGUUUAGGUUUGGAAAUGAGAUUCUUAAAAAAAGGGGUAAUGAAAAGCCUGGAAUCCAAAUUAAAUAGACACAAGUGGGACAAAACUAAGGCUUUAGGGGGACUUGAAAAGCGGUUUCGCCAUUUUCUUGAGUGGGCAUUUGGGCCGAGUGGGCUUCCGUCCUUACAGAUCGUUGCUUCUGGAGACUUCGCCAUGAGCUAUUCCGACCACAACGUUAUUGUCUGUAGAGACACAAGUGAGAGCACCAAUUUUCGAAUCAUCCGCCCGUCCCACCCGCAGAUGAAGAGCGUCCUCUCAGAAUAUCGUGACGUGCUUCGGGCCUGCCCUUCCGAGCCCUCUGUCCGAGUGAACGGACACGACCUUGCGUUCGAUCAGAGAGGAUGGAAACCCCAAAUUUAGGGAUUCCAGAAUCAAAUGGCCUAUACUCACAUACCUAAAUACCAGGUAGCUUACCUACUUUAGGAUCUUCGUUGUGUAAUAUUAUGCCAAUCUAGAUACAAUGACUCAUAAGUGUGUUCAACAAUUUGGUUUUUCAUAUACCUGCUGAGGUAGAGUGCUCUUGAAUGCGACUAUAGUCAAAGUAUUCGGAUUCAUUUAGACUAGUUAACUACUUUCAGUUUAUUUUUUUGUUAGCUCUUAACACACCC
Molecule: messenger RNA, 813 nt
Organism: Xylaria bambusicola
Lineage: Eukaryota; Fungi; Ascomycota; Sordariomycetes; Xylariales; Xylariaceae
Exons: 1
Coding region: 149-565 (138 amino acids)
Source: RefSeq, a predicted model, not a curated record